Molecule: messenger RNA, 2227 nt
Organism: Cynoglossus semilaevis (tongue sole)
Lineage: Eukaryota; Metazoa; Chordata; Actinopteri; Pleuronectiformes; Cynoglossidae
Product: charged multivesicular body protein 4b
Exons: 5
Coding region: 238-894 (218 amino acids)
Biological process (GO): vesicle budding from membrane; late endosome to vacuole transport via multivesicular body sorting pathway
Cellular component (GO): ESCRT III complex; multivesicular body; cytoplasmic side of plasma membrane
Source: RefSeq, a predicted model, not a curated record
UGGCGCGUGUUACGCAUGAAUUGCGUAAUGUGACUGACGUAAUGACAUCACGAGGCCUGUGUGGAAAAGGCGGAAGAGCCGAAGAAAACAAGAGACGCAACGGUGGCGUCUACCACUCCCGACAUUAAACCUGGAAAAGAGUAUUCUGGCUUUUAAACAAUCCUUAGUUCGUUUCUUUAGCUGUCGGUGGUUUGUUUACAGUUAGUUCCGCAGGUCUUUUACACAUUUACUUCCAUAAUGUCGCUCAUAGCCAAGAUUUUCGGCGGCGGUGGAAAGGGUUCGAAGGAGCCGUCACCUCAGCAGGCUAUCCAGAAACUUCGAGACACAGAGGAGAUGUUGGCGAAAAAACAGGAGUUCUUGGAAAAGAAGAUCGAGCAGGAGGUGCAGACGGCCAAGAAACAUGGCCUAAAAAACAAACGAGUGGCCUUACAAGCUUUGAAGAGAAAAAAGCGCUACGAGACACAGCUGGCUCAGAUCGAUGGGACCUUGUCGACCAUCGAGUUCCAGAGGGAGGCGCUAGAGAACGCUAACACCAACACAGAAGUGCUCAAGAACAUGGGCUACGCUGCCAAGGCGUUACAAGCGGCACACAAAAGCAUUGAUGUAGACAAUGUCCACGAUUUGAUGGACGAUAUCACGGAACAGCAAGAACUAGCCAAUGAAAUCUCAGAGGCCAUUUCCAAACCAGUGGGUUUUGGAGAACAAUACGACGAGGAUGAACUGAUGGCUGAACUGGAGGACUUAGAACAGGAAGAGCUGGACAGAAAUCUCCUGGAAGUUCCUGAAACAGACACACUUCCCAGUGUUCCUUCUACAUCACUCCCAGCCAGACCAGUCAUGAAGGAGGAAGACGACGAUGAUGUUGCUGAACUGGAAGCUUGGGCUGCCAACUGAGCCAGUUUGUCGCGGUGGCCAGCUCCUGCUGCUCCUCUGUCUCCCUGCUAGCUGCACAGCUUCUCCUCCCCCUGGAGGACGGACAGAGACUGUGGGUUGCCACCGAGCUGGCUGCUGCCCAUACUGCUCUUUUAUUCAGUCCGCAUCCCCACAUCUGUCCACGCCCAGACCCUGGAGUACACAUUGGUUCACGUUUGUAAAAAGAAAAAAAAAGUGGGGUGGUGUGAAGGCCAAGCUUCUCUCCUCUGAUUGGCCGCUUUUCCUUUUACACUCCAGUUCAGCCCUUUUGUUUUCCUUAAAAGAAAUUAUGACAGAGAGAGAAAGGUUAGGUCAAACGUGUGUUGACUGCAUACUUGAAGAGAACAGUGUGUGUGUGUGAGUGAAGGAACACGGCAACGUUUGUUCCUGAGAAAAAUCAAACACGACGCGGGAAGCAAAAUCCAAGAAAUCACAGGAAGACGUCACAGCCAUUUCUUAGUUCUCCACGUUGUCACUGCAGACAGACCGCCGCGACCCGACUCUCUGCUACAUUGAAACCAUAGCUAACGGUAGACGUGUAGCUCUGUCCAAUUAGAAUAUUUUCUCACAAUCGUCACAUUCUGUUUUUUUUUUCCCCUCACUUUUUAAACCAAAUGUUUCUAGUAAAAAAAAACAAAAACAAAAGAAAGGAAACUCAUUUGUUCACCUCCCCACACACGCACAGUGACGUCUUCCGAGAAACACACAAACUCGCAGAGUUUAAAAGAAUCAGAUAGGAAAUGGUUGGUUGUUUUUAUAUAUAUAUAUAUAUAUAUAUAUUCUCUAUAACACACAAAGCUGGAUUCACCCCCGCCUCCCCGCUCCUGUUUUUCUGCAGUGAAGGUAAAAAUUCGAUUUCAAUGAAAAGAGAAUUUGGCCUGUCUUCAGCUCCUGCUCUCCGUCUGUGCUACAGCACCACCUAUCUAUAUCCAUCUGCAGAUACACUAAGCUGAUGAAAGCUUAUUUACAACAUUUAUCAUUUAUCAAUGAAUAAAAAAAAUAAUAAAUCAAAUCAAUGUUCAUUAUCUUCAUACAGUUACCUGGAUAAAGGAUUGAAACACUUUUGUUCAAACAGACUUUUCUACAAAUGCCAUAUAUAGAUUUUUUCUCUCUCUCUCUCUCUCUCUCUCUCUCUUUUCAUCUGUUUUAAAUCCAUUACUAUUCUUUUGACCUGAAGUCACCUCGGCUCGGAGCUCCACAGGCUCAUGGACAUUUCUCUGUGUGCAGCCAUGUUGCUCUGCGCCUGCUGAUGCUGUUCUGUUGUCAACACUUGACCUUGAAUAAAGUUGCAAUAUGAUAUCUCAUCUUUACAAAA